Molecule: messenger RNA, 1388 nt
Organism: Prorocentrum cordatum
Lineage: Eukaryota; Dinophyceae; Prorocentrales; Prorocentraceae
Source: the annotation of a GenBank genome assembly
GGGUCGCCGCGUGGCUGCGCGACCUGCGCCUCGCCCUCAAACCCGUUGCAGAGCGGCCUCGGCGCCCCCCGCGCGCGCCGGCGCGCGCGACAGACAAUGACUGGGAGAAGAUCGUCACAGAGCUCCGCCGCGGCGGGGCCCGCGCGAUCCCCGAGGAGAUCUUCUGCCCGAGCGGCCACCUCUGCCUCGACGGCGCUUUUGACGUCGCGCGCCCAAAGAACGCGGCGAUGGGCUUGCGCCCCAUCGCAAACCUCACCCCGACGAGCUCGUACAUCGAGCCUCACGUCGGGGAGGUGUCUGACGUGCCGAUGGCUGACCAAUGGUCUUCGGUGGUUUUGGUUUUGCUCGACACCCAGGUCCUCUGGGUCAGCUCCAACGACCGCAAGGGUUCAUUCCAGCUGUUCCGUGUGCCGCCGGCUUGGCAUAGCUGCAGGGUCGCGAGCGCCGCGGCUGCAGCUCGCUUCCGCUCAGCCCAGUUGCGGCUCCACGUGCGCCUCGACAACUGGGGCCCGUUCGCGGUCGGGUUCCCCACCGAAUCCAGGCAGCGCCGCAGUGCCCCAUCCGCCGAGCAGAUCGCCUUCCGCCAGGCGCGGGCGCGCCAUGGCGUCGCCAGGGCCGAGGGCAAGGGGGUCGUCAGCGAGCCAGAAGCCACCUUGCUCGGGUCCCUGUGGGAUGGCGAGCUGGGCGCGCAGGGCCCUGAGACGAAGCGUUUACGCUUCGUCCUGCACCUCAUCCUCCACGCGAUUUCGCGGCCCAGGGUCAGCCGCCGGCCGCUGGCAGCCGCGCUUGGCACUCUUUGCCACGUCGCCACGUGGCAGCGCCCAGUCCUGUCUGUCCCCAGCGCUUGCUUUCGCCCGCUCGGGAGCGCGAGCCCCCGUCCACUGUGCGACGAGGUUGUCGACGAGUUGCUCGCGACAGCGCGCCUGUCGCCGAGCUGCUCGGUCAAUCUCCGGGCGGCCAUCGACCCCGGGCCCGUCGUCUUCGACGCGUCGGAGUUCGGCGGCGGCGCGCGCGAGGCAGCGAGCCCGACGCUUGCUGUCGCUGGGCUCGUCUUGCGGCGUGCCGGCGAGAUUGGCCGGGAUGCCCCAGGCCGCCACCAGGACCGCCACUUGGUCAUAUCGUUGUGGGGCACGGCAGCUGGGGCGCGAGCUGCGCGCGACCUCGCGGGCCUCGACGUCGCAGCCCGCGCGCCCUGCCCCCCGCAGGCGACACCCCGCAUAAUUGCCGAAUCGGUUGCGGAGGUCGACGAAGAGUGGAAUUUCACGCGCGAGCUGUGGGCAGGCUUCGCCGACCGCAUUUGCGAGACUUGCGCUGGGUUACAAUGCCUCCUCCACGUCCAGAUCCAGCUGGAUGACCCCCGCCGCGCGCGCGAGUCGCUCCAGGCGUGA